Durusdinium trenchii is the source of this 927-nucleotide messenger RNA. Lineage: Eukaryota; Dinophyceae; Suessiales; Symbiodiniaceae. The record is from the annotation of a GenBank genome assembly.
AUGGCCAUUCUUAUCAGCCACGUCUUGGUGCCAUUUGAUUCCUGCUUGGCCAUGGGAGAAGGGAAACAUUUUGUUUUCUCCACGAACCGACCUGCCUUGUGUGGCUAUGCUGAUACUUUGGUGAAGGCCGGACCCACCCAUACCGGCCUUGAGAUGAAAUUGUUCCACUUCUCUGAGCAGAAAGACCUGGACACGGCGUGUUUGGAGGAGCAACUUUCUUUGAACGGAGCUGCUUGUGAGGCCUUUGAAGUUUCAGUGCUUUUGCUGGCGACGGCCUCAUCCAGCUACUUGUGGUUUGAUCAGGAGCAUUGCCCAAACAAUGUGCGACUUUGCAGGAUUUUGACAGAGAAAGUUCAGAAGAAGAUCAACCUCGUGAUUUGCCCCACCACUAAAAAAGCUGAAGAUUCCUGGAACUGCCAUCCGUGUCUUUCCGAAAGCAUCUUCGGCGACUUCAUGCGAUGUGCUACGGUGCGCGUUUGGAAUGGAUUUAGAUCUGAUGCUGAGCAGGUGAAGCCGUGGCCUAUUUGCAGCCUAGCCUUGAAAGAGGGGGAGACGAUUCCACAGCCGAGCGCGACUUUGGCGAAGCCAUCAGUAGACAACAGAUUGGUGACUCGUUGGCUGCCUUGGCUAUUGCUCUUUGGCUCUCAUCUCGUAUUUUCCCGCUGGGUAUCAAAGGUGCAGAGUGAUCAAGUGAAAGCACAAGGCUUGGCGCAUGAUCAAAUGAAAGCACAAGGAGUGGAGAUUCAGAAACUCCAAAUGCAGAUCGAAGCGCAAGGUAUGGAGAUUCAGACACUCAAAAUGAAGACACAGACACAAGAUGUUCAGAUUCAAGCAUUGCAGACACAACAGGUUUCUGCAGGAAGUCAGUCCUUUGGGGUCUACUGUCCCAACCUUUUUGAUUUGAUUUUGUUAUUCAUUUGUUCAUGA